Molecule: messenger RNA, 3110 nt
Organism: Salarias fasciatus (jewelled blenny)
Lineage: Eukaryota; Metazoa; Chordata; Actinopteri; Blenniiformes; Blenniidae
Gene: dgkzb
Product: diacylglycerol kinase, zeta b
Exons: 25
Biological process (GO): phospholipase C-activating G protein-coupled receptor signaling pathway
Cellular component (GO): plasma membrane; glutamatergic synapse
Molecular function (GO): ATP-dependent diacylglycerol kinase activity; protein binding
Source: RefSeq, a predicted model, not a curated record
GCCGUCAUCGUCCCCCCAACCUGGAUCUUAAGGGUGCGACGCCCACAGUCUUCUCUGAAGUCGAGUAAAAAGAAGAAACGGACGUCGCUGAAGAGCAACAGGUCCAGUAAGAGAGGAUCUGAGGACCGCCCCCCCUUCCUGGUCAGACCUCUUCCCUCUCCGCUCAUCAAGCCUCUGCUGGUCUUCGUGAACCCAAAGAGUGGAGGGAACCAGGGAGCCAAGAUCAUCCAGUCCUUCAUGUGGUACCUGAACCCCCGGCAGGUCUUCGACCUCAGCAAGGGAGGACCAGCAGAGGGGCUGGAAUUGUACUCCAAAGUUCCCAAUCUGAGGAUCCUGGCCUGUGGAGGAGACGGCACGGUGGGCUGGAUCCUGUCGGUCCUGGACCAGCUGAAGCUCCGCCCCCAGCCCCCUGUGGCCAUCGUCCCUCUGGGGACCGGGAACGACCUGGCCCGGACCCUGAACUGGGGCGGGGGCUACACGGACGAGCCCCUCUCUAAGAUCCUGUCUCACGUGGAGGACGGGGACAUCGUGCAGCUGGACCGCUGGAACCUGAACGUGGACCCCAACCCGGAGGCCCAGCCGGAGGACCGGGACGAGCAGCAGACCGACAAGCUCCCCAUCGACGUCUUCAACAACUACUUCAGUCUGGGCUUCGACGCUCACGUCACGCUGGGCUUCCACGAAUCCAGAGAGGCGAACCCGGAGAAGUUCAACAGCCGCUUCAGGAACAAGAUGUUCUAUGCAGGCACGGCCUUCACAGACUUCCUCAGUGGGAGCUCCAAGGAUCUCGCCAAACACAUCAGGGUGGUGUGUGACGGAACCGACCUCACGGCCAGAGUCCAGGACCUGAAGCUGCAGUGUCUGCUGUUCCUCAACAUCCCGAGGUACUGCGCUGGAACUGUUCCGUGGGGUCACCCCGGAGAACAUCAGGACUUUGAGCCUCAGCGUCAUGACGACGGCUACAUCGAAGUCAUCGGAUUCACCAUGACGUCCCUGGCCACGCUGCAGGUGGGCGGCCACGGCGAGCGGCUCCACCAGUGCCGAGAGGCGACCCUCACCACCUUCAAGCCCAUCCCCAUGCAGGUGGACGGAGAGCCCUGCCGGCUGGCCCCGUCCGUCAUCAGCAUCAGCCUGAGGAACCGGGCCAACAUGGUGCAGAAGGCCAAGCGCAGGGUCUCCAUGCCCCACCUCAACGAUCAGCAGCCGGUUCCUGAGCAGCUGCAGGUCCGGGUGAACCGGGUCAGCAUGGCGGCCUACGAGGGGCUGCACUACGACAAGGACCAGCUGAAGGAGGCCUCCACGCCACUCGGAGUCAUCACCGUCCCCGGAGACAGCGACCUGGAGACCUGCCGGCUGCUCAUCGAGCGUCUGCACGACAACCCGGAGCAGGACGGUGACGCUGUCUCGUCUGAGAGACUGUCCUCCAAGAAGCUGUCCUCGAAGUGGUGUUUCCUCGACUGUACCACCGCAGAUCGCUUCUACAGGAUCGACCGAGCUCAGGAGCACCUGAACUACGUGACGGAGAUCUCCCAGGAGGAGCUCUACAUCCUGGACCCGGAGCUGGUCGUCAGGGAGACGGUGGGAACCUCCACCGGCAUGCCGGACCUGGUGGACUCAGAGGAGCACCUGGACCAGCAGAGACCGUGCUCCCCCCCCUCCUCCGCCGGCCCCAGGUUGCAAGACUUUGAUAGGAAGAGAAUUUUGAGCGACAGCUCUGUGGUCAACGCUUUGUCCCAGAGCUCCUCAAAGAGCGCCCUCUGCAGGUCGUCCACGGCUCCAUCUCAGCUCAACACAGAAGCAGAGCUGGCUUCCUGUGUCCUGACCGAGGACCUGAGCAGGCUGACGGAGCUCCACCAGCUGGGGGCGGACCUGCUGCACCGGGACGCGUCGGGCUGCACACUGCUGCACCGCGCCGUGCAGGCCGGCUCCAAGGACAUCGUCAGAUACCUCAUCCAGCACGUGCCCACGUCUCACCUGGACGUCACAGAGGACGAGACAGGAGAGACGGCGCUCCACCAGGCCGCUGCCCGCCGCCACCGGAGCAUCUGCCACUUCCUGGUGGAGGCGGGGGCGUCGCUGCUGACCACCGACCUGCAGGGCGAGACGUCCAGCCAGCGGGCGGAGCGGGCGGAGGACCAGGAGCUGGCGGAGUACCUGCAGAGCGUCCAGCACCUGCAGAUGGUCCAGAGAGAGGACCGGGAGACCACGGUCUGACCUCUGACCCGGGCCUGAUCCCGCCCCCACCCCGUCCGAAUGCUCGGCCUGUAGAUGCCUGAAAACCAGCGGCGUGCGGCCCGCUGGCACCGCGUGACCCCGGAGAGACCGCCAGCCGCGGCUUUCACGCGUCUGCAGCCGAACUCACAAACGUUUCUUCUUCUGUGGUAAUUCAAGUGUUUAGCUUUAGACGGCUGCUUCGUAGAGAGGAGACGGGAGUUAGACUCACGCUGCUCGCCAGCGUCUGUCCGUAGUCCAGCCGCCGCCAUGCCGGAGCAGAGCCGGCAGCCGCCAGCAGGGGGCGCAGCUCUGGAAAUACCUGCCAAAGCUCCUCUGACCAUGUGUCUGCAGAAGCACCGGGUACUAGCAGUAAACGGGUUAACGAGGGAGAACACUAGCAAUUAGAGUCGGGGUGCUGCCAGUCAGAUUCGGGCUGGACGAUAGAGACUAAAGCAUAUCAAUAAAGCAAAAUCAGACUGAUUAAUAUUGAUCAUUACUGAUAAUCCACCAAAAACAUCCACCAUGAUUAUCCACCUAAACAACACAAACCGUAAACCUUGUAAACAAAAACCACAAACAGUCUGGAGGCUGAAGCCACUCCGCUUCAGUCCAGCAUCACCCAGGUUUCUGCAGUUCGCCUCGCUCAUCGCCCUGGAGGAGCAGCUAGCUGUUAGCCACCAGCUGCUAGCCGUUAGCUAAUAGCAGCGAGUUACGACCUGCUAGCUGUGAGCCACUAGCAGCUAGUCACUGGCCACUAAAUGCUAGCCAUUAGCCACUGGCUGCUAGCCUUAAGCCACGAGCUGCUAGCCGUGAGCCACUAGUGGCUAGCCAUUAAGGCCUCAGUAUACUCCCCCGUCGCCGCCACGGCGUUCCUACGCCGGCAACCCUACGCCGCU